Manis pentadactyla (Chinese pangolin) is the source of this 1282-nucleotide messenger RNA. It is a transcript of the gene CRIPT, whose product is annotated as CXXC repeat containing interactor of PDZ3 domain. The transcript is spliced from 5 exons. Gene Ontology annotation, biological process: cytoplasmic microtubule organization. Bases 134 to 439 code for a protein of 101 amino acids. The record is from RefSeq and is a predicted model, not a curated record. Gene Ontology annotation, molecular function: microtubule binding; PDZ domain binding. NCBI's taxonomy places the organism in Eukaryota, Metazoa, Chordata, Mammalia, Pholidota, Manidae. Gene Ontology annotation, cellular component: dendrite.
AGGAUCAGCGCGGCAGAGGACGGAGGGGCCGGAAGUGGAUAGUCGUAAGCCGGAAGGGGAGUCCUCCGCUGACUGUGGUGUUGAUGUUUUCGGGUUACUGCUACGUCUCUGAUUAAGGGAACCCCCGGGAAGGAUGGUGUGCGAAAAAUGUGAAAAGAAACUUGGUACUGUUAUCACUCCAGAUACAUGGAAAGAUGGUGCAAGGAAUACCACAGAAAGUGGUGGAAGAAAGCUGAAUGAAAAUAAAGCUUUGACUUCAAAAAAAGCAAGAUUUGAUCCAUAUGGAAAGAAUAAGUUCUCCACUUGCAGAAUUUGUAAAAGUUCCGUGCACCAACCAGGUUCUCAUUACUGCCAGGGCUGUGCAUACAAAAAGGGCAUCUGUGCGAUGUGUGGAAAAAAGGUUUUGGAUAUCAAAAACUACAAGCAAACAUCUGUCUAAAUGUAUUGGUGAAGUUUCUGGCUUUCUAUUUGAUUUUACUUUCUGCUUUGAAUUUGCAAGGCAUAACAUAGAUGUUCAAGUUACAAAAUAACAUGUCUUAUUAUGACAUGAAUUUUAAACCAGGCAAGUUCAUUGGUACUCAUUCUUUUGCUCUCAAGAAGUGCUGAAUAGCAACACUGUAACUAGUUUUCUGCCUUGUUAUUUUCAUGACAAGCAUCUUACUGAACUAGAAUAAGUGGCAAAUUUAACAAAAAGUACUUUCCCAGUUCUGUAUGCACUUUUUAUUUAUAAUUAUUCAUGUAAUUCUUAUUAUCCUCUCCCUUUACCUUAUUAUAGAUAUUGAAAAAGUGAGAUCAUUGGUAUUUUUUUCUGAACUUGGCAUCCAGAUUUAUUCUUCCCUCAUUCCCUUGUUGGCUGCAUAGUUCAUAGAAUCAGCAGUCCUUUCAUUCAUUGCAGUUUCACAGGGCAUUUAAAUAUCAGACCAUUGGUGCUGAAGAGUUCCUUAGUAAUUAGCUCAGACUCAAAUCGAACACAAGUUGUGUUUAUGAUAUUUUUUAUUUGUCCUUGAAGCCAAAGUGCCAAUACCUUUCAUGUGAAACUGGGAAUGCAAGAGACACUCUGUAUGUAUCCAAACGAAUACACUGGGUUUCAGAAAAACACAUAACACAUAUUACUUUGAAUUCAAACUGUCAGGAAGGCCAGGAGAACAAUGUUCAACCAUGAUGAUGUGUAAUGUUUUAAUUGCCACUCUUUGGAAACUCUCUUUGAAGCAGAAACCAAACUUUUUUUAACCUCCUUCUCUGCCUCCCAUCCCUGUACGCCCAAUAAAUAGAACAAAAUAAG